UUCUCCCACAUUCUUCCAUCGGAAAUGCCCGCUGACGCGAUUCCCUCGCCUGCAGUGGACCAGGACCAUAGCCGCUCAUCAUGCCCACCCGAAGAUUCGCAACCCCGUCCAGAGUAUGACUCGCAUCAAGAAAUGGACGGCGAAACAUCAAUGAACAUUCCCACACAGCAGCCCACACCUCCACCCUCUGAUCGCGAUUCCGUAGGGCGUGUGCGAUCGCCAUCCGAGUCGUGUGUCAAACCGUCGGACCCUCCGAUAGAGACACCAGCUAGAGACAUCCCCACACCAAUUAGUGCGACAGACGAUAUUUCUGAAGACCAUCGCAACAGCCAAUCUUCACCACUUUCUGGGGCUGCGCCAACGCCCAUCUCAUGGCCGCAGCAUCGUCACUUGAGUUUACCCUAUCCGAGCCACAGGUUUCUCCCAUCUUCAUCCUCCUCUCUCCUUCGACCCGGCAGCCGAUUCAAGGGUAACCAGACCUCCGACCGCCAACAAUACGAGGUGGAAGUGGAAAUCAAAUAUGUGGACAUGCGGGAGUCGCUAUUGUGCGGCUACCUGCGCAUCAAAGGACUCACUGAAGAUCAUCCGAGUCUGACCACGUAUUUCGAAGGCGAGAUAAUAGGCAGCAAGUACACUUUCAUCACACAACACCCAGAGUGGGGUUCGAACGAAAAGGUCGAUCGGCAGCACUGGGCAAGAUUCCCUGCGUACAAACCGCUCUCGAAAUACUCUUCAAGACCUGAGUUGGUAACUAAGGACUGGAUGCAAAAAGAACAUCUUUUUAUGCGUUGGAAAGAAUACUUCUUGGUGCCGGAUCAUCGUGUCAAGACGAUCAAUGGAGCUAGUUUCGAAGGGUUUUACUACAUCUGCUUUAACCAGACCACAGGUGGCAUUGAAGGCAUCUACUUCCAUGCUAAGAGCGAGAAGUAUCAAAAACUUCAGUUGGAUCACGUUCCAGACCAUGGGUGCCAAGGCGCAAUUGAAUUCAGGUAG
Molecule: messenger RNA, 993 nt
Organism: Periconia digitata
Lineage: Eukaryota; Fungi; Ascomycota; Dothideomycetes; Pleosporales; Periconiaceae
Source: the annotation of a GenBank genome assembly